Messenger RNA from Prorocentrum cordatum, 2559 nucleotides. The record is from the annotation of a GenBank genome assembly. NCBI's taxonomy places the organism in Eukaryota, Dinophyceae, Prorocentrales, Prorocentraceae.
AUGAGCCCUACAGCUUUGUGUGCUCCAGCCGCGGCAGGCGGGCGCCACUUCGCGCGCGUGUCUACCCAGGGCGUGAGGUGCUUGUUCCUUGCGCUUGGUAGGGACAUCUCCCGACCUUCGCUCCAGCAGAACCUGUCGAGGACGGACGCGCCCCAGCAGCAGCAGCAGCAGCGCGCGGCCGCCGCCGCCGCGGCGGCCGCCGCGGAGCGCGAGCGCCAGGAGCGGCAGCAGCGCGCCGCGGCGGCCGCGGAGCGCCAGGCCGCCGCCGAGCGCCAGGCCGCCGCGGAGCGCCGGGCCGCCGCGGAGCGCCAGGCCGCCGCGGAGCGCCUGCGGAAGGGCGCCGGCCCCGCCGGCACGCCCAGCGGCGCCAGCGGCCUGUGGGCACCGCGGCAGCAGCCGAAGGCCGGCGCCGCGGGCCAGUCGGCGCCCCAGCCCGCCUCAAGGGUCAGGGGGCCGAGCCUGCCGCCCAAGAAUGCCGAGGACAACUACGAGAUCUCCGAGGCAGGCGGCGACUCCGACGAGGAGGAGGACAAGGUGGUUGACAGGUCCCACAAGCACGUGCCAGCCUGGUGCGACACGUACCUGAAGGACCUUGACCGCCAGAUGGGCGUGGACCCAGACACAAUAUGGGGCGGCAGGGUGCCCAAGUGUGACCUGGAGGUGGUCUUCAGCGACGAGCUGUACAGGCAGGCCAACAAGAGCAGGACAGUGCCGACCCUGCCGCCGAGUAGCCUUGCGCAGGCGGAGCUCGAGAGCGCCUGCCUGGCGGCGGAGGGACCACGCUGCCAGCGCCUGCCUCUCCAGGAGGGUUCGCCCCAAGACCUCCCCGCGGAGUACGACGGACCGCAGCAGGAAGGGUCGAAGGGUACGGAGCAGUGGUGGCACGGCCUGCAGCUGCCGCGGGGCGGGGGGGAGGACGACCACGACGAGGUCAAGGACCAGGAGGUGGAGGGGGGCAGGGGCUGCUGGCCCGACGACGCCAUGUCGAGGCGCUGGCGCAUCGACAAGGGCGCGAACAGUACGCUGUACGAGCGCCAGCUGCAGGCGCUGCUCAACUUGUGCAUGAAGGAGAGGCCGCGCGUUUCGGAGCUGCUCAUCACGGCCAAAGUUGGCCUUGCGGACAGCUGGGCGAAGCAGUGGCGCAAGGGCGGGCCGACCGAGGAGGACAAGCGCGCAGCCGAGCUGGCGGCCGAGAAGGAGAUGAAGGACACCAAGGAGAAGGAAGCGGCGAAGGUGGCGAGGCUCAACCCAGGCGGCUGCGAUUCGGAUAAGUUGGACAGGGCUCUCAAGGAGGUCAAGCAGCUGACGCACCUGAACCAGUCCCAGCGCGACGCCGUGAAGUCUGCUCUCCGCCAGACCUGCACCGUCAUUCAGGGUCCCCCGGGCACCGGCAAGACGCACGUUUCCGUGCAGAUCAUGAAGAUGUGGUCGAAGACGUUGGACUUGUCUCCGCUACUCGCCACCUCGGACAGCAACGUGGCGGUGGACAACAUCGCGAUGGGUCUGAGAGCAGAGGGCGUCAAGGCGGUCCGCGUGGGGCGCCCGGACAAGAUUAACCGCGUGUUAGAGGAGAUCACGCUGGAAUGCCUGCUGGAGAAAGAGAAGGAGGAAUUGGACACGCGGAAGUAUCAGGCUCGGUACCGGUCCGCCUCGAAGUCCAAGUCGGGCAGCCCGAAGCGCGGGAGGGGCAGCCCGAGCGUGACGAGGGACAAGGACAAGAAGAAGAGAGACAGGGCGAUCUCGAGGUCGAGGUCCAAGUCGCCAAAAGGCGACGAUUGGGUAGGCGACGGUGACGGGGAGGCGCCGAGGCCCAAGGGCAAGGGCAGGGGCAAGGGCAAGGGCAAGAUGUCGAAGCACGACUUCGAGCUGCAGAUGCGGAUUCUUCAGGACGCCGACGUCCUCUGCACGACCACGAUCUCUUCGGGUGGAGACUUCUUCUCCAAGUUCGCGUUCGCCGGUAUCCUCGUGGACGAGGCAGCGCAGGCGACCGAGCUUGCGGCGGUGGUCCCGCUCAUCCUCCGGGGCACGCAGCGGCUGGUCCUGGUGGGCGACCAGUGCCAGCUCCCGCCCACGGUCCAGUCCAGCGAGGCCGAGGAGCGCGGCCUCUCGCUGUCCCUGUACUCUCGCAUGGUCGACGGAGGAGGGCUGGUUCCGCACCUGCUAGACACGCAGUACCGAAGCCACCCCAUGAUUGCCGAGUUCUCGUCUCGGUCGUUCUACGCUGGCCGAGUGAAGAGCGGGGUCAAGGCAGAGGACUAUAUCCCCGCGCGCCACGGCAGGGAGUGGACCACUGCGUUCCCCCCCGUGCCGGCGCGGGUGCAGCACGCGCGCACCUGCUUCGAGGUCGGGCCGAGCUUUCCGGACGAGGCGCGGGCUGCACUUGUCGGCACGGCGUCCCAGAAGGCCAGGCCAGCGGCCUGCCAGUGCUGGCUCGGUGCCCUGCGCGCGCUGCUGUGGCGGAUGCACGCGCUGCUCGAGGGCGGCGCGGGCGAAGGUCAGCGGCUUUUCGAGCAGGGGAAGCUAGCGUUCGGCGUAGCCCCAGAGGCGCUCAAGCUCUGA